CCCAGUCAAGGCACCAAUCAAAAUCAUCAAGUAAGACUUAACCCAGUCAAGGCACCAAUCAAAAUCAUCAAUUAUGGGACAGCUGGAGACAAGUUUGCUUAUUCACCUCAGUGUACACCAAUGGGGACCUUUAAGAUCGACUUGACUGGUUCCCCAUUUGUCGUCUCCGGGGAUGUCCAGUGGACAUGGGUCGGGACUUUUGUGUCCAGUACCGCACAGAAUGGAUCGGCAUUCAUCACCAACACGUCUUACAUUGGUUGCUUUUUGGACCCGGAUGAGCGACUUCUACCGAGUUCACACUUCAGUGGAGAUUAUGUCACCGUAGAGUACUGCAUUCAGUUUUGUAACAGUAGAGGGUUUCCAUUUGCUGGAAUGAAGAACUCUAGCUACUGCUACUGUGGUGACAGCCAUGAUAGAUAUCCCAGGGCCAGGUCUGAGGCUGAGUGUAACUUACCUUGUGCAGGCCGAGUCUCCGAGAAGUGUGGAGGGAAUGGAAGAGUAUCCGUAUAUGAUACAGGGGUUCCCCAGGCUAUUGAGGGAAGAUGUGGGGGAUAUCCAGGGAGUUGUUUUCCUGCCCUGAAGUCUGAUCCGAGUGUUCCUAAGCUACAACUGUCACUGAUUCGCACACAGCCUUGCCUACAGCCAUCCAGUCCCUGUAAGAAUGAGGGGGUGUGUGUUGCUGUCGGUGGGCGGGGCUACAGAUGUCAGUGUUAUGAAGGCUACAGUGGAUACAAUUGUGAACUUCAAAAUGAGACAGUCGUGUUCGCCGCUGUUGGUUGUCCAGCUGGGUACCAGGCAGAGAAGUGUGUGUGUAGAGAUGACAAUUGUGCCGGGGCCCGCUUUAAUGGAGAUGUCUGUCAAACACAGCAAGGCUCACCUAAGGUGACCUGCAGACCCAGUAGUUCAGCCCAUGUGAUUUUGUUCAAUGUGGACGGUAACCAGGGACAACAGUCUAUUUCCUGUCCAGUGGGAGCGGAUCUAGUGGGGUGUUCCUACUGGGAUAAGUCAGGGCAGAAAAUUUCCAAUGGUGAGGCAGACAGGGCUAGAUAUUUGUCAGGGCAGUGUGCUCUCCUUCACCCCUGUCAACAGUGUACUCUACAGGCCAGGUGUAAAAAGUACGACUGCGGAUGUAAAAAUGGUGGUCACUGUCACAGAAUAACGGGAGAGUGUGUGUGUACUGACGGUUACUCGGGGGAAAAAUGUGAAGUGUUUGAUUACUGUGGCUUCUACGAAAAUGAGAGGAACACACCGGCUUGUGGCUCAGCAGGGUUCUGUUCUGCGGUUCCGGAGAACACGAUUCGUGUUUAUGGUGGUGACCAGAGGGGAGACCACUGCAUAUUUCCCUUCAGUGUGAACGGUCUGUCCUACUCCAAGUGUGUGGAAGACAAUACAUCAGAUCCCCCAUUCGCAUGUGGUGCUGUGUUUGACGGUUCUCGGGAUGGUUACAUCGACCUCGGACCCUGGUCCCCGGGACCCCGGUACACGAUAGCAGCCUGGGUCAGACCUUCUGUAGCUGAUGGGACAAGACGGACUAUCAUUGGAGGGGUAGCUUCCUGUAAGGAUUUUGGAAUUUACCACUUUGAGAACUUCUGGAUGUACUAUAAAGGGAAGAACUGGACGUGUACCAAGGGAGUGGACAGCUUUGUCCCUAUCAGGGCGGGGCAGUGGUACCUGGUGGCUGUCAGUAACAAUGGGACCCACGUCACGGGGUAUACCAACAAUCAUAGCACCACCGUGGAGGUUCGACCUUACUCCCUUCCCACCACACUGGGCUUCUGGAUCGGGGGUGAGGACUGUUGUCCCCAGGGGCGAUUCCAGGGUAUGAUCAAGUCAGUGAAGAUUUGGAAGAGAGCAUUACAGUACCAGGAAAUCAGCAGAAGUAUGAGAUUACAGGACACACAGCAUUCCACGGUGGAGGCCAUGACUGGAGGAUUGGUAGGUCACUAUGAACUUGGGGAGGACAUAAAGCCUUACUGUUUAGGAGUGGACCAUGGGGGAGGGGACUGGACCCCACAGGAUCAGGAAUCUAUCUCAGGAACUCACUGCAAUAUCUCCCUGUUCUACAUCCCAGCAAAAACUGAAGUAAUCGUCACCCCUUACAACACAACAACAAACACAGGAGGCACGCUGAUCAUCGAGGCCAGGAACAUACGUAUAGAGGGACUACUGAGUGGGAAAGGAUCAGGGUACCGCGGGGGGCGUGUGGAUGGGGCAAGCUGUCAGGGAGGAAAACAGGGACAGUCUAUCAACGGUCAAGGAGUUGUGGGUAUCCAUAGCAACAUGGGAGGGGGAGGAGGAGGAGCUUCAGGGGGUCAGAGGUCAGAUGGCAGAGGUCAGCCAGGAGGAGGAGGGGGCUUUGGAACUGCAGGAGGUAAACCAGCCAAACUAGGAGGAGACGUGUCGGGGUUAGGUGAGGGGGGUAAGGUGUACGGAGACGGAACGAUGACCAAGCUGUACAUGGGGUCAGGUGGUGGAGCGGGGGGAUGUGCCAAGGAUGUCACCGUCAACCCACCAGGUGGUCAUGGAGGAGAUGGGGGAGGGGCCAUUCGUCUGGUGGCUGAGAUGAACAUCCAGAUUACUGGUACACUAGAUGUAGAGGGGACCACAGGGGAGGGAGACAUUGUCAACAGCCUAAGCUGUGUAGGCACUUGUCCAGCUUCUUGCAGUUCCCAAAGAGUCCAGGAUUGCCAUGGUAACAACACCAAAGCAUGCUGGGAUGAUUCUGGACCAGGAGGGGGAGGGAGUGGUGGCAGUGUUCACAUCAUUGGCAAGGUCGUCAGUCUAGCUCCUAAUUCAGUGUUAGCCAUGGGAGGGGCCGGGGGAUUCGGGACCAGACAAGCCUGUGGGGGGCAGGGAGGGAUGGGACGUAUCAGGGUGGAGGCAGAAAUCCUCAAAGGUGGGGUACCACCCUCAGCUGGAGUUGUCACCACCAUACAGAGGAAGAGACAGUUU
Saccostrea cuccullata (small rock oyster) is the source of this 2952-nucleotide messenger RNA. RefSeq lists its product as uncharacterized. The transcript has 22 exons. The annotation marks the transcript as partial. Lineage: Eukaryota; Metazoa; Mollusca; Bivalvia; Ostreida; Ostreidae. The record is from RefSeq and is a predicted model, not a curated record.